GGAUUAAUUAAAAGGAUUUACUGUAUGUUUUAUGACUCUUUACUGGAGCCUUGGGAGAUAGAUAAAGAUGAAUGCCGUGUCUCAUCCAAUACUGAAAAUUUGAAGUUUAGAAGACACUUGCUAAGUCAAAUCAUCUCAAGGACGUUGUCAUUCAAGUCAAAUACAUCAUAAUGCAGAAUUCUUUAUCAGUGCCACCAAAAGAUCAACAAGGUGAAUCAAACAUCUCUUCUGGGACGAUUCAGAGUGGGAAGGGUUUGCAGUGUAAGAGUCACUUUAGGACCAUUGCACCGAAGCUCGUGCCCAGAGUCCUGACCCCCAGAGCGCUGUCGUGCCCUUCACCAUCACUCUCUGACCAGGUGAAUCCCGGGCCCUCCAUCAACGCCAAGCCCCUGGGGGUGCCCACCCAAAAUUACGCUCUGAUGCAGCUUGCUGGACAGGAGGGGACGUUUUCUCUCGUCGCUCUGCCACCUGUCCCCUCUGCUCAGCCAAUCCAGAAACCCAGACUAGCGCUGCCUGAAAACCUGAAGCUGCCUAUUCCCCGAUACCAGCCCCUGAGAAAUAACAAAGGAUCAAGAAAGAAACCUGCUCCGAGCUCCUCUGAGAGUGGCGGUGGCAUACCUCCUGCCCAAACCCAAACGUCCCCCUCCCCACCUGACCUUCCCGAACCCCCACACAGACCCGGUCCAUCGGAGCAAGUGCAGUCUCCAGACCCAGGCCCAGCCAGCAUCAGCAGCACGGCACUGACCCUCCGCGGUUGCCCCGGAGACUCCCCACCCCCAGGGACCAGCAGCCGUGGAGAUCUGAACCCUCCUACCACCCGGACGGUGUCCACUCCAGGGGAGCCCUCAGCCAAGCCGGGCCUCACAGAGACUCCAGGGAAAGCAAACGUGGCGAGCAAGGAAACCUGUGGUAAGCCUUGUGCCGUUGCCAGUGGAAAACGGAGAGAACAAGCUGAUCUUGCAAAAGGCACGACCAUUUUGUCACCAGCUGUUUUCAGCAGCGCCGUUCAGCUGAUCUCUCCGGUCCCCAGAGGUAAACUGCCCAUCGUGCCCUACGGCAGUGGGAGAACAGCGGAGGUAUCCGGAGCCCCGCCCGAGGUGAGCCUCCCAGACGGGCUCGGGGCAGCGAGUGGUGAAGUGCCCUCCAUCCCAGCUGUCCCUACCGCAGCCACCAGCAUGCUCGGCAGGACACCUGUUCCACUGAGCCCCUGUGAAAGUACCUUUUGUGGGGCCACCAGACCGGAUCUCAGCCCCAAAGCAAAACUCAGCGGCGGGGCAGCAAAGAGAAGAGUAAGACGACGAAAUGUACCAGAUGAAAUUUUGGCGUUUCAGGGAAAAAGGAGGAAAUGCGUUAUUAAUAAGUGUAAAGAUAGUAAAGAAAGAGUGAAAGCCGAUCCGCAAGAAUCCAAUGACCAAAAACCAGGGGCUGUGAAAAAAUACCGCAGCAUUAUGCCCAAGCCUGUGAUUGUCGUGUCUGCUUUGGCUCCCCUGACUUAUGCAGGCGUGUUGCCGCCCCCGAUGCCCGGCAGCCUCGGGCAGGAUGUGCUGUUAAGCAGUCCCGUCGCUCCCAAGCACCCGAGCUGUAGGCAGGACAGCGGCACCUCCGCUAAGCCCGGCUCCGCGCUGAGAAACGGCCCCGCGGGCAUUAAGAAACCGUGGCUCAGGUGUCACGUCUGUAACCACCACUUCCAGUUCAAGCAGCACCUCCGGGACCACAUGAACACACACACCAACAGGCGGCCUUACAGCUGCCGGAUCUGCCGCAAGGCCUACGUACGUUCCGGCAGCCUGAGCGCGCACAUGAAACUCCAUCACGGCGAGAACCGUCUGAAAAAGCUCGUGUGCUGUGAGUUCUGUGCAAAAGUGUUUGGCCAUGUCAGGGUCUACUUGGGCCACCUAAAAGAAGUGCACCGGGUUGUCAUCAGCACGGAGCCCUCCCCUGGCGAAAGGCAGCCAGGGGACGCUUCAAAGAACAGAUGCCUGACAGCACGAUGGCCAGAGGGACUGGUGGAGAGGGAAAACAAGUCAAGCCUGGAAGAAGACCUCCUCCUAACCCAGGCAGACGAAGUCAAAUUACAAAUCAAAUGUGGCCGCUGUCAGAUCACCGCUCACUCUUUUGCUGAAAUCAAGUUUCAUUUACUUUACGUUCACGGAGAGGAAAUUCAGGGCCGGCUGCAAGAGGAGAUCUUCCCAGGAAGCACAGGAUCUCAGGAAGAGCUGGUGAAACACACCACUCCUUUCUGGAAGCAACAUCCUGAGAGAAGGAAGCUGGUCAAGCGUUGUCCCCCUGAUGAAGACUUACGUGCAGUUCCGAAACUAAAAAGGCAGCUGUACCUUCAUCAUCACAGUGAUGUGGAAAGACUCAGGAAAACAGAGGGAGUGCAAGCGGGACCCAGGGAGCCACUGGGGGUGGCCCCCCGGGGCUCCGCAGGUCCCAGCCCCCGCACCCUCCUCCUUGGGGCCCAUUCAGGCUUCAACUGUGUCCUCUGUGCCCAGACGAUGGCAAGGAAAGAAGAAGUCCUCCGGCACUGGGAACAGGAGCACCACUGUGAGGACCCUCCCAAGCUGUGGAUGAUUUUAAAUGCACUCUCUAGUCAGGGGGUGACAGGACUUCCUGGGGAAACUGAGAAAUGAAAUCUUGGGGGUGGGGGUAAAGAGAAUGUUGCUUGCUUGCUUUCUCUUUCUCUCAAAGCCCUGUAUAUUUAUGGUGGUGCUUAAUGAUAAAAGACUAAUUAGGAUCAGCAUUAAUGAACACAAGUGAUUUUUGUACACAGUUUUAUUUUCCUACUAUAUAUAUAUAUAUACAUAUACUAUGUAUACAUAUAUAUAUAU
Hyaena hyaena (striped hyena) is the source of this 2831-nucleotide messenger RNA. RefSeq names its product zinc finger protein 438 (gene ZNF438). Lineage: Eukaryota; Metazoa; Chordata; Mammalia; Carnivora; Hyaenidae. Gene Ontology annotation, biological process: regulation of transcription by RNA polymerase II. Gene Ontology annotation, molecular function: sequence-specific DNA binding; DNA-binding transcription factor activity, RNA polymerase II-specific. The coding region runs from base 171 to 2633 and encodes 820 amino acids. The transcript is spliced from 5 exons. Gene Ontology annotation, cellular component: nucleus. The record is from RefSeq and is a predicted model, not a curated record.